CCGCAUUAUUUUCAAGAAAGCGAUAAAAGAUCUGCAAGUGAUGCUCAGUUGAUUGCAUCCACAGAUAGCGUCGUGAAUUCGAGAGAUAGCGCCACACAUACGCAGAAUUAUGACAACACGAAACCGGACACUAAAAAAUCAAGGUAUUAUUACUCGAAGAUGAACAAAUACAGUAUUUGUCAUUAAAAAUUUAUACUAAAAGGAAACACUUGCCGAACGCCCCUACUCCAUAACCGCAAUAGUUAAACCCGAAGCUACAUGCUCCCAAAUAUUAACUAGUUGUAAUGAUUUAAAGUUUGACAAAAAUGAUGUUGUUAUUUUAGCCGUUGGAAUGAAUGAUAAAAAUCCUUACUUAUUAUUUUCGGAGUUAAGUAUAGCUUUAUAUAAAUUAAGACAUUCUAAAGUUUUUAUUAUUAAUGUGCAAUUUAAUCCUUAUUUAAAAAAAGAUUUAUUAAAUUAUAAUAUAAAAUUAUUAACUAAAAACUAUCCCAAUUGUAAUUUUCUAGAAAUAAAUACUAAGAAUUUUUUGACAAAUAGAAACCAUUAUUUAAAUCAAUUAUGUAUGAAAAUAAAUUGUGAAAUUGACUAUAUUACAUACUAUAACGAGUAUCUUGCACCACAACAAAUUAAAAAAAGGUUAUUAAAAAGUAUGAAAUUGAACAAUCAUUUAAAUAAAUCUAAAAAAAAUAAAAUAACUCUGAUACAGAAAACUAUACCGUUCUACUUUAGAAAAAAGGUAAUAGAUAAAUUAACGGUUAGCCCAAAUGAUAAUUUUUUUCGUAUGCAGAAAUCGAGUUGCCCUAUUUCAUCAGAACAUAGCGAGCAUUCUAAGCAAAUGUGAUUUAUUUGAAAUAGCAUUAGAAGAACUUAAAAAUGAAUUAGGGGAUAUUGACAUAAUAUGUUUAACCGAAACAUUCAUGAAACAAGGUUCGCAGUGUAAUCUGAAUAUAAAGGGUUACUAUAUAGCUUCCGCGUUUUGUAGGACAGA
Diatraea saccharalis (sugarcane borer) is the source of this 988-nucleotide messenger RNA. The record is from the annotation of a GenBank genome assembly. Lineage: Eukaryota; Metazoa; Arthropoda; Insecta; Lepidoptera; Crambidae.